UACAACUUUCUCUUAUCAACCGUACAACCAUUUCAUCAAAAUUAGACUCGCCGCCAUCAGGUUUCAUCAUGAGUCCAAGCGCGCUCAAUACUGAGGCCGCCGUGGGCCCCGAGGGACCCCGGCAGAAGAGCCGUGCCACCGCCGAUACGAUACGAGUUGGUUGCAUCGCGAUGGUCGAGAAGGACGGACAAGGUCGUCGCGCCGAAAUUCUAAGCAUCAGAGAUACCAAAAGCGGUCGCCAAUUCUACUGCAACUUCGACAACUUCAACAAGCGAUUAGAUGAGUGGGUACCUGUGAAGAGGAUAGAUUUCGAUCAGGAUGUCGAGUGGCCGAAUCCCGACAAAGAUAAACCCAAGGAAGGAAAGGGCAAGAAUUCUACCGCGCCUAAGAGGAAAACAGUUGGAAAUAAAUCACAGAAGCGGCCCGGGAAGAGGGAACAAUCGGUUAUGUCCGAGGCUGUCACGCCUAUUCAGUGGACCGAUUUCGCCGAUAGUCAGUCGCAAUCGAAAGCUCCGUCGACGCCACGCGAUCUCGAGCCGAAGGCCGGAGAAACUCCCGCGGCCAAUGGUGACGAGAUGGACAUAGACGAAGACGAACCAACACCCGAAGUUAAGAAAGAGAAUGGUUUCAGCAGGGAAGCAGAGAUAGAGAAGCUGCGGACCGGUGGCUCCAUGACACAGAACCCUACCGAACUCGCUAGAAUACGAAAUAUAUCCAGAGUCCAAUUCGGUCAAUGGGACCUAUUCCCCUGGUACUUCUCGCCAUAUCCGGAGUCGUUUACUCAAGAAGACAUUAUAUACAUAUGCGAAUUCUGUUUGAGUUACUAUGGUGAUAAGAAGGCUUUCUCUCGGCAUCGGCAAAAGUGUACUCUCCAACAUCCACCCGGAAAUGAGAUAUACCGAGACGACUACGUAUCGUUCUUUGAGAUUGACGGGCGGCGACAACGGACCUGGUGCCGAAACCUAUGUUUGAUAUCUAAGAUGUUCCUCGACCACAAGACUCUCUACUACGAUGUGGAUCCCUUUCUAUUCUACGUCAUGACACAGAAAUCUGAGAAGGGCCAUCAUCUCGUAGGCUAUUUCUCCAAGGAGAAGGAGAGCGCCGACGGAUACAACGUAGCCUGUAUUCUCACUUUGCCCCAAUAUCAGCGAAAGGGUUUCGGCAGAUUAUUAAUCCAAUUUUCCUAUGAGCUCUCCAAAAUCGAGGGUAAGCUAGGAUCCCCCGAGAAGCCGCUGUCUGAUUUAGGUCUUCUCAGUUAUCGCCAAUAUUGGUCGGAGAAUAUACUGGAACUUUUGCUUGAGUGCAAUGAGCGGGAUGAGAAGUCGAGCAUUGAACAGAUCUCGACUUCGCUCGCCAUGACCACUCAGGACGUCGAGCACACAUUACAGGCGCUCAAGAUGCAAGUGUAUCAUAAGGGAGAGCACAAGCUAGUCAUUCCGGACUCAUUGAUCAAGCAGCGAGAGAAGUCCAAGCUGAAGAAGAAGCGAUACAUUUCACCCGAGCGCAUCCAGUGGAGACCCCCCGUGUUCACUGCUUCUUCGCGAACUUGGGGUUGGUAAGGUGUUUGAUUGGGGGUGUUAUUAUGGCGUUGGAAAGGGAGCGUGUACACUACUGAAUACUUUAGAUACCCAAUAUGCGUGCUGUUUAUCGUGAUGUUUAACGUUCUCAAUUUCCAUCACUGCGCAAGACGGUCUGCUACCGCAGUAUUCAACGAAGGGAAUGGAGUAUUCAAAUUGAGCAUAUCUUAGGUUAGAUAGUUUUCAAAAGAGAAGACAGUUUGACAAUGUUAUCCGCCC
Daldinia vernicosa is the source of this 1796-nucleotide messenger RNA. Its product is annotated as histone acetyltransferase. NCBI's taxonomy places the organism in Eukaryota, Fungi, Ascomycota, Sordariomycetes, Xylariales, Hypoxylaceae. Gene Ontology annotation, molecular function: histone acetyltransferase activity. The record is from RefSeq and is a predicted model, not a curated record. Bases 69 to 1559 code for a protein of 496 amino acids. Gene Ontology annotation, biological process: regulation of DNA-templated transcription. The transcript has a single exon.